This is a messenger RNA of Lachancea fermentati, 1134 nucleotides long. The record is from the annotation of a GenBank genome assembly. NCBI's taxonomy places the organism in Eukaryota, Fungi, Ascomycota, Saccharomycetes, Saccharomycetales, Saccharomycetaceae.
AUGCCAAAUGAUAUUCACGAAUAUCGCAGAGAUACUUUCGGAAUUCAAAGAAAUGAUGGUGAAGAUGUUGAAUGUAGAGAGCCAAUAAAUGAACUUGAUCAGGCUAGUUUUCAGGCACUAGUUUUGGAUCAAAUUACAAGGAUACAGGAGCAAAAUGAACUGAUAAAGACAAGAGUUAUACAACUUGAAAAAGAGCAGGAAGACUUCUACUUAAGCACUAGUCGAAGGUUAGAUAACGGAUUUCGAGAGGUGGAAAAGUGUACGAAGGAAAUGUCUUCAAUCAAGGAGGUUUUCAAGGAAAUAGUAGGGAUAAUGACCGGAGAUCGGGUCCAGUUUCUUGACCAUUCCUCUGAAAAUGUCACUUCCGAGGAAGCGCAGGCAAUUUCAAGCUCCCAGUUGCUAGCUGAGAAUUUUGCUAAUCACCGCCGCCGUCAGUUCAACGACUAUAUUCAUGAUCGAAGAGUUCUUGAAAGGGAUGAAUGCCCCUCAACACUCGAAGUUAAGAGAGAAGAAGAUGCAGCGUGGAGACAGGAUUGCACUACUAGCCAACAGUCAUCUUUCCAGGGCCAUGAGCCCGAUCAGGAUCUUGAGUAUUCAAACUCGCACAUCCCCACUAAUUACAGGCUCAAUAGAGCUAUACAUACAGUCACAGAUGUUGCUAGGGAAUAUUUUGAAGGGUUGAGAGGUCAGCCAUCGGUAAUGUAUUUAGAACGUCGCUAUGGAACACAUUGGAGGUCUAAACCAUCGGAACGGACUUUUUUCGCAAAGAGAAUGCAGAUUAUCAAUAAAAUCAAUGAUAUUAAGGAAAACCCUGAAAGAUAUGGCAUGCCACCAGGAAUUUCGAGGAAACAAGCUAUUCGCGUUGUCGAAAAUGUAAGAUUAGGGAAUAAUUCAUUUUAUGGUCAUUCUACCAGAAUGACAUUGAACCAGCUGUAUAUAUACUUGACAAAGAAAAUGGAUAAAACUGAGGAUUACAAUUUGACUCUGAAGGAGCACGGGAAACCUAGAAGGGAUUUGCUAUCAAGAGAACGCUUGAAGGAUUCAAAUAAUACUAGUGCCACCCAAACUACAGAGCCUGGUAUUGAUGAAAGGUCAAGAGCAGGUGAAACUAAUCAUGGCGAGAGCAACUCAUGA